UUUUUUCCUCCCUGCUUUUUUGUAACCAAAGCUGGGAUGUGUAGGACGUCACAUGUUGUUUUUCCUCUUCAGUUCAGUCACUUAGCGAUAUGUGUUAUUUACUGGUUAACUGCUACGCACGCCGUAUGCGGUGGUCAGAGCUUGGAAUGAGAUAGAAGCGAGAACUGCAGACGAGUUUCUCCUCCAUUUGAGGUUCAAGGGGAGAGAGAACAUACAAGUUAAGCGAAAAAGUGAGUUUUCAGUACGCGAGAAUGGCGAGUCCGCCGCAAACUGGAGGACAUUUACUUUCCAACGUAAAUAACAACAACAUUAAGAAGUGUGGAUAUCUGAAGAAACAGAAACAUGGACACAAGAGAUUCUUCGUGUUAAAGGAGCAGAGCGACGGCUUCCCUGCCCGGCUGGAAUAUUACGAGAGCGAAAAGAAAUGGAAAAACAAAUCGGCAGCUAAGAGGGUCAUACCCCUGGAUUCCUGCUUGAACAUCAAUAAGAGAGCAGACGCCAAACACAAACACCUCAUCGCCCUUUAUACCAAGGACGAGUAUUUUGCCGUGGCCGCAGAAAAUGAGCAGGAGCAGGAAAAUUGGUAUCAAGUCUUAACGGAUUUAAUGAAUGAGGGGAGAGUGUAUGACGGAUCGUGUAAUUCCGCCUCAUCGCUGGUGGGUUUUGACGAGGCAAGCUACGGUAUGAUUACGCCGGUAAACGCCGCUUACAAGGAGGUUUGGCAAGUAAAUUUGAAAUCGAAAGGACUGGGUCAAACUCGGAAUUUAACGGGAGUAUACAGACUUUGUUUAUCAAGCCGGAGCAUUAGCUUCGUCAAACUGAACUCGGAGGUGGCGUCCGUCAGUUUACAGCUGAUGAACAUUCGGAGAUGUGGCCACUCCGACAGCUUUUUCUUUAUCGAAGUGGGCAGGUCCGCGUCCACUGGUCCUGGUGAACUCUGGAUGCAGGCGGACGAUUCCGUGGUGGCUCAGAAUAUACACGAAACUAUUUUGGAGGCAAUGAAAGCGAUGAAAGAACUGUCAGAAUUUCGACCGCGCAGCAAGAGCCAGUCCUCAGGUACAAACCCCAUCUCCGUACCAAGCAGGCGGCAUUUGAACAACCUCCCGCCGAGUCGGACGGGGCUGCUGCGUCGCUCUCGGACAGACAGCAUAGCCGCCACGUCUCCUGUCACCAAAUUUUCUUCGUGUCGGAUAAGAACGGCCAGUGAGGGCGACGGAACUAUGGCACGCCCAAUGUCAGUGACCGGCAGUCCCAUCAGUCCCAGCGUGAACCGUACUCAGCUAAGCAGGUCCAACACAGUGACAGCUCGCCCUUGUCGGACAUUUGAAUCCCCCUCCCUGCAGCAUAGCAAAUCCAUGUCCAUGCCCGUGUCUCACUCCCCACCCUCGGCCACGAGCCCUGUCAGCCUGUCGUCCAGUUCUGGGAACGGCUCCAACCUGGAGAGUGCUCCCCGCCCAUCAAGCUGCAGCGCGUCUGUCUCGGGGUCGCCUAGCGACGCCGGCUUCAUUUCCUGCGACGACUGCGCCUACAGCCCCGGGGAUGGAGCGCGGGGCUACCUAUUGGCCUCCAACCGCAGCAACACCCCAGAGUCUUUCACAGACACGCCGCCCUCGCAGGAGGGCAGCGACCUGCAUGGGUACAUGGUCAUGGAGCGCCGGCAGACGGGGCUCACUCCCUUCUCCCACGCGAACCAGCGGAUGUCCCAAGACGGCUUGCUCCUGGACCUGGAGAAGGCCUACCGGAAGAGGACCCACUCCCUUACCAUGCCUCACCAGAAGAGGGCACCAGCACAGGUCUCCUCAGCCUCGUUGGAUGAGUACACUCUCAUGAGGGCCACCUACACCACCACCUCCAACAACAGCAACUGUCUGAACGGGAGCCACUUCUCCUCCGGCCGCAGCUCGCACACCGCCUCCCCAAAGGUCACGUACCCGGAGGACUACGGCGACAUUGAAAUCGGAUCUCUGCUGAAGAGCCCCAGCGGGCCCCACCUGGCCAGCGAAGACGGCUACAUGCCCAUGACUCCUGGUGCGGCGCCCCCGGGAGGCAAGGAUGACCCCUACAUGCCCAUGAGCCCCAUGUGUGUAUCGGCCCCCAAGCAGAUCAUUAACCCCCGGGGCCACCACGUGCUCCCGGCUUCCGGCUCUGGUGGCGGCUUCCGGACCAACUCCCCCAGCAGCAGCUGCUCCCUGGAGGACAGCGGCUACAUGAAGAUGCUCUGCGGCUCCAGGCUGUCCAUGGAGAGCUCAGACAGCAGGCUGGGCAACGGCGAGUACCUCAACAUGUCCCCCGUGGACCCAUCCUCCUGCACGGUGUCCCUAACCCCUCCCGAUUAUUUCCUGGCCUCCCUGGGCCCUGCCGAGAGACACCAGCUGCAGCAGCAGCAGCAGCACCCUUUCUCCCACGCUAUGCAGCGGGUGCCUUAUUCCUUCAACUCCCUGCCUCGUUCCUACAAGCAGCAGCAACAACAACAACAACAACAACAACAACAACAACAGCAGCAGCAGCAACAGCAGCAGAACGGGAACAGUGACCAGUAUGUGCUGAUGAGUCCGCAGACGCAGAGGAUCAUGGAGGAGGCGGCCGACGGCGGCCGCUGCUCUCCCCAGCGGCAGCCCGAGGCGACGGCGGUUAGCCUCCUCCCCUCCUCCCCCUCCGGCCCCUCUCCGGUCAGGCAGGGUCUCGUGCACCGGGGCCGUCUGAACCGGCCCUCGCGCCUCUCCCUGGACACGCUGCCCACGCUGCCCAGCAUGACCGAGCACCCGGGGCCCAUGGAGCCCAAGAGUCCCGGCGAGUACGUCAACAUUGACUUUGGCGCUCAGCAUGUCUUCACUCCCCCCUCGUCUUCGUCGCCCCAGCCCUGCAAGGUGCCCUCCUCUUCCUCCUCCUCCUCCUCUUCGUCAUCGUCUUCGUCGUCAGGCGGGAGCCCCUUGACCUCGUCGCUGGGCUUCCCGAACAGCCAGAGGGGAUCCCCGGUCCUAUCGGACUACAUGAAUGUGGACAUAAUCUCAUGCUCUCCGAAAAGGGACCUGGUCACCUCUGCCCUGGACCCACUGGACUUGCUCCCGGAGCUGUGCCCAUGCGAGGAGAAGGACGAGGGCACCGAUGAGGAGGAGAGGGAGGGGGUGUACUCUCUGGCGCCGCCUGUCGUGCCCGUCUGCCCAUCGGUGAACGUGAAGGACGACUACACGGAGAUGACGUUCGGAGGGGCCGGCUCCCCUGCCCAGUCCAGUUGCAGCCUGCAGUCGGGCGGCGAUGCCACUCAGCUCACCACCAGUCCCACCGUGCGUGUGCAGAGGCUGACGCUGGCCGAUGCUGCCGCCGCAGCCGCCGCUGUUGUCGGCACCGGCGGCUGUGGGGGGAUCGAGGCUUUCCUCCUGCCCGGCGGCUCUCCGCCCGUGGUCGUUUCGGACCCUGACCGGGGCGCCAAGGUGAUCCGGGCGGACCCCCAGGGCCGCCGGCGCCACAGCUCGGAGACCUUCUCCUCCACCACCACCGUAACGCCCGUCUUCCCCUCCUUCGCCCACCCCGCCCGGCGCCACGCCAGCGCCUCGGUGGAGAGCGUGCCGGCGACGGUGCGCAACAGCGAGAGCGCCGAAGAGGGGCCCUCGUACUCGGCCAACAGCCCCAUGUGCCGCCAGACGUCGGCGGGCUUCCAGAACGGACUUAACUACAUCGCCUUAAACCUAAUGGACGAGGGUCUGCCCGGGUGUGACGCUCUGGUGCGCUUCAAGGCUACCAGCUGCUGCAAAGGAGGCAUCAAUGGAAUACAUGCCAGUCCCUAUGCCAGCCUUGGCUUCAAGGAAACAGCCACAGCUGUGAAAGAUUGACCGGUGUAGGAGGAGUCCCCCCCCCCAGACAGAUGUAUUCCCCAAGCCUCUGCUCCGGGCCACCCAUCUCUGACCUUCCAGGAGCCUUUGGGGCUGCAGUUGUCACGGCAACAUGGACAAUUGACUCCCUCCCCAAAGAGGACCCAACACCCCACUCAACGCCCCUCUUGCUCCAGAAAAGGAGCUCCCCCCACCCUCUCCAAACCAAUCAUCUGUCCAAUGGAUCUCCAAUGAUCAGGAACUCUUGCUGCUUUUCAAAUGAGAUUUUGGACUCACAAGUAUAACGAAACAAAAAAACCUAGUGAGGUACACAAUGGUAUAUCCAUAUUGACUUAUGAUUUAUUCCUAAUGAAUAGGGUUGAUUUUAAAAACAUAAUUAUUAUUCCUAAAUUAUAUUCCUUUUUUCACUGGUUUUCAUUGCGCAUUUUGACUGUGAAUCUAGGUUGCAAUGAAAGCAUACAUACAUACACAUACAACCAUAAACACACACACACACACACACACACACAAACACACACACACACCAUGCAAACAGAUGCACAAACACACACAUACACACACACACCCUGUCUCUUAGCACACGGCAUGUAUUUAUUUAUUUAUAUGUGUGCAAUUACACGCGUGUGUAUGUGUGUGGAUUUACACGCAUGUGUGGUCACAGCACUGCAACUGAGGUGACAUUUCAGAUACAUCUGUCUAUCUGUCUGUCUAUCUGUCUAUCUAUCUGUCUAUCUAUCUAUCUAUCUAUCUAUCUAUCUAUCUAUUUAAUAUAAUAAUACCCCCAACAAAUUCAGUAAGCAGUUGCUUGAAAACCCUACCUCAGAGUGAGCCAGGUUAUAACUCGUAUAUGAGAAAAAAGAGUAUAUAUUGGAAAAAUAUAACUAAUUUAUUUUCAGAGGUGAAUGUUUCUUUUAGGUUUCUUUCUUUUUUCCUAAAACACCAAUCCAAAGCCUUAUCAACUCUUCUGUAAAAUAGUGUUUGUUUGUUUUUUCUCUUGAAGAUGUUUCUUAUGGACCUAGACAAACACAUACACAUACUUGCAAAGAUAUGCCAUUUGUCAUAGAAACGGAAUGUCACGUACCUAUAGUUGAACCCAGCACCUCCAGAUAUAUUUCUACAUAUAGCAAAAGUGGACUUCGGCUGUGAUCAAAGAUUUCUUAUAUAACUAUAAUUAUUGUUAUUGUAAUUUAAAAAAAAUACACAAGAUAUUUAUAUGAUUUUUUUAAAGUAUAGUAAUAUUUAUCACCACUCUCAAAGGUCACGAAAGGAAUAUAGGUAGCGCUUGGCUCAUCGGUUUACUCAUGCCGAGGAAGCAGCUGUAGAGAAGGUGUCAACACUCAGAGAAAAACAUCAGCUCUUUCCAGUUUGCUUUAGCAACUGACCUGUGUGUACACCUUCACCAGGGCCAGUCUGCAGCAGCCUGCCUAUAGGCACAUCUGGACACUUUAGACUGUAACCUUAUAACCUUGAUCUGCAAAAAUGCACCCACCUGUCCAAACCCAACCCUCUGGUGAUUUCUACCCAUGAUUCCUCAUCUUCUGGAGACCCUCCAGGCCUCGAGGCGGCGUCUGCCCCCAACACCCGCGGUGGUCAAGACGCUGAAUGAUGAUGGGUAGAAACUCACUCUUUCAUUCUCUGUCACUAUCUCACACACAAACACAAACACACACAUAAACCCUCACACAGACUUCAGGGAUUCUUUUUUUCUGAGGCUUGAAAAACACCACUGCUGCUCCCCCUCUGACAAGAUGUCUUGAAAAACAGGGACUGACUCAUCUGAAAACAAACAAAAAUACACACACAGAAAAAAAAAAAAAAACAAUGCUUGGUCUUGCACUUACAAACUCCGUAGAUUGUAAAACACAAGACAGAUUUGAAUGUAGAGCUUUUCUGCCAGCUCCACCAGAGACAAAUGGACAAAACGUGAUGAACACAAAGACAAAAACAGAACAGACAUGAAACAAAACUAAAUAGACAAAACCCACUGAAACAUCAUCAACAAAUAUUUUUUAACAAUUCUUCAAAAUGACAACGCUUCUGACACACCAGUUUGUGUUUUUCAUGUAACGUUUGCCUAAAACUUGUAUAUAUUGUACAGUACAGAGAAUGCAACUGAAAAGUUGUCACGAUUUUUUGAGUGUUUUAAGUUAAAAGAUAAUAACUUAUGUCUUUUUUGUAUAUAAAUGUUUGAAUGAAUGAAUGAAUUCCCCUCAAACAACUAAAGCACUAAUGAAGGUACUCACCAGACCCUAAUUUGGUUUGGUAUGGUAUGUUUUUUUAGCUUUGUACGAUAAAUGCCACUAUGAAAAAUAUUUUAUAAUGCUGUAACAUUGAAAAAAGGAGGUACAUUUUCACGUAUUAAUACGAUGAACACGUAAAUCUUGCUACAUAGGUGUAGUCCACCAAUGGCGUAUGCAAUAUUUACACUUUUUUAAAAAAGAUUAGUUUACAGUAAAAAAAAAAACAAAUGUCUAAAGAAAUGUGUGUUAACCUGUUGAAGCCUAAACUUUUUUUUUUUUGUUUUGCCGUGCACAUUUUUUCUGCCAACUUUGAGAGAGAAAAGUGUAUUUUGUGUUCUUUUUUGCUAUUGGAUUCUAACAGUGAUUUUAUCAGUGUUUUCAUUCUGAUUCUGUACGUAAUAUUUUUUUUCAGUAUCAUAACGGUUGAAUACUUUUUGAGGCCUGACUGAUCAUGCUGUGUCUUCCAUUGUACAUAUGUCAUAUUACUUUUGCAUUGUGAAGCUACUAAGGAUAAUUUAAAACCCUGCCCUAGUGUAAGUAGUCCUGCUUUAGAUCUGUAUUGAUUCUGAAUUAGUCACAUGCAAUAAAAAGUAACAUUAUUUAAGAAA
Messenger RNA from Alosa sapidissima (American shad), 6678 nucleotides. It is a transcript of the gene irs2b, whose product is annotated as insulin receptor substrate 2b. Bases 252 to 3830 code for a protein of 1192 amino acids. Gene Ontology annotation, biological process: insulin receptor signaling pathway. The record is from RefSeq and is a predicted model, not a curated record. NCBI's taxonomy places the organism in Eukaryota, Metazoa, Chordata, Actinopteri, Clupeiformes, Clupeidae. The transcript has 2 exons. Gene Ontology annotation, molecular function: phosphatidylinositol 3-kinase binding; insulin receptor binding. Gene Ontology annotation, cellular component: cytosol; plasma membrane.